GCGGGCAGCGGCCUGAGGGGCGGCGGAGCAUGGGGGGGGCUCCUCUGAGGGACAGGCCCCCUCUGAGGGCUCGGUCUGGGGACGGGUCCCACCCCCCGAGGGGCUGCUUCAGCUCAGGGGCGCUGUGGGGACACCACCGAGGGGCUGUGUUGGAUAUGACCGUCCCGAAGGGUCUGCGUGUGUGAGGCAGCGGGACGCAGCUCCACCGAGCGGCUGCGGAUGGAGUGAGGGGUGCCCUCAGCAGGGCGUGUAUCUCCGCUUGCAGCCAUGAUGCCCGUGGCCACCGUGAUGCCCGAUGACACGCCCAUGUUUGACCCCAGGAUCCUGCAGGAACUCGACUGGAGCGAGAACACCACGACCUUUUCUCCUGCUAUUUCUCCGCUGGAUCCAGGGGAUGGGCUGGUCCUGAGACCACUUUGCACAGCUGAUUUAAAUCGAGGUUUUUUUAAGGUUCUGGGUCAGCUGACGGAAACGGGAGUGGUGAGCCCGGAGCAGUUCAUCAAAACCUUCGAGCACAUGAAGAGGUCUGGAGAUUACUACGUCACCGUGGUGGAGGACACCAACCUGGGGCAGAUCGUUGCCACGGCAACGCUGGUCAUAGAACACAAAUUCACUCACUCCUGUGCCAAGAGAGGCAGGAUAGAAGAUGUGGUGGUCAGCGGGGAGUGCAGAGGGAAGCAGCUUGGAAAACUAUUAACGUCCACCCUCACCUUGCUAAGUAAGAGACUGAACUGUUACAAAAUCACGCUGGAGUGUCUGCCCAAAAAUGUGGAUUUCUACAAGAAGUUUGGCUAUUUGGUAUCUGAUGAAAACUACAUGUUUCAACGGUUCUUUAAUUAACAGCUUCUGGGUGUUCUGGGUUCUUUUUUUUUUUCUUGAAAAGACUGUUGGUGGAGGAGCUUGUGCUACAAACAUUCUCUCCGUGGAAAAUUUCUAUAGUUUAUUGCUGCAGAUAUAACAAUCCCUAUAAUGAACAUCAAAUGUGUAAAUCUUGGGGAAAAAAAAAAUUACUGAGGUUUUAGAAAGAGUCCUCUGGGUUAGAAAAUAAGUUUAGAACUAAUUUUUACUACUGUUGAGUGGAGGUGAAGCUUUUCUGUUCUAGCUGAGUUACAAAGGACUCGUUAAAGGGAUGGUUUUUAACCAAAGGUAUAUAUUUUUAUCUCAAA
Messenger RNA from Motacilla alba alba, 1166 nucleotides. It is a transcript of the gene GNPNAT1, whose product is annotated as glucosamine-phosphate N-acetyltransferase 1. Gene Ontology annotation, molecular function: monosaccharide binding; glucosamine 6-phosphate N-acetyltransferase activity. Gene Ontology annotation, cellular component: endoplasmic reticulum; endoplasmic reticulum-Golgi intermediate compartment; Golgi apparatus. Bases 268 to 840 code for a protein of 190 amino acids. Gene Ontology annotation, biological process: UDP-N-acetylglucosamine biosynthetic process. The transcript is spliced from 6 exons. NCBI's taxonomy places the organism in Eukaryota, Metazoa, Chordata, Aves, Passeriformes, Motacillidae. The record is from RefSeq and is a predicted model, not a curated record.